Messenger RNA from Aspergillus calidoustus, 1095 nucleotides. The record is from the annotation of a GenBank genome assembly. Lineage: Eukaryota; Fungi; Ascomycota; Eurotiomycetes; Eurotiales; Aspergillaceae.
AUGCAGCAUCCGCUUCAAGGCCACCAGGACAAUCCCGCCCGACCCAGCAAGCGAGCCCGCAUUGAUGCCGCCGGGGCAUUGGGCCAAAGGUCCAGUGACCAUGCUCCGCCCCUUGCCCCACGCCAGCGCACGCGAGCAGCAAUCGCGUGUGUGAGAUGUCGUGACAGGAAGACGAGGUGUGAUGGGGGACGACCAGUGUGCGGGUAUUGCGCGAGGACCAGCUCGGCCUGCCAGUAUGAAAUCGGCGAUGGUGCCGGGGAACGGACAAUAUCCCAUGACAUGGGCAUCCAGAUCCUCCAAGCCAUUGGAGAGCUUACACAGUUGGUCAAGGGUAACUCACAGGAGGCCCAACCUCGCGAUGGCAACACCAAUGAGCAUACACCGAAGUCGGUGUUAGAUCUGGAACAAUCCUAUCAUACUGCCACAUCGACAGCCUAUCCACGAAGCCUGCGAUUCUCCGAAGGCCUUGAUAGUAUCUUCACAUGGCGUGUCUUCCCCUCGGGGCUCGACCCGAUCCCCGUCGAUGACGGGAAAUCUACGAUUCCCAUGCCAGACGAGCUCCCUCCUGUCACACUAUCGGAGCUCACCAGGCUCCAGACGAACUACCGCCAGGUGGUCCAUAGUGUCAACCCGAUACUGGAUCUCGACACACUGGAUCACUACGUCACGCACAUUGCCGAGAACGGGUUCGACUGGACGACGCGUGCCUGUCUUGUUGCACUCGUCUGCGCGAUCGGGGCGAUAUGUCACGAAAAGCCGAUUGAAACACCAGGGAGCCUUUUCACCGUGGCCGGAAACCAGGAUGAUGUGGAAAUAGCGUACCGGUUCUGGAGUGUUGCUUGCAAGAGAUUGGGGCGCGCGAUGAGCCAGAAGACACUCGAGUCCGCGCAGUGCUUGUGUCUCGCUGGCAUUUGGUUCAUGUGCAAUUUGCAGCCUCUGGAUGCCUGGAAUCAUUUCACCAUGGCGGGGAACUGCUGUUAUGCUACGUUGAUGGCCAGGAAAUCUCGGCGUCACUCAGAGCCUCAGACACCGCAGUCCAUGUCACAGGUAAUCGAGGACAGCAUCUUCUACACGGCGUACAAGUCAGAGCUGUAA